GCGGGGCAAACCGCCAGAUACGCAGGGAUGAGCUGACUGCCACGGACAUGGCGCGUGGAAGGAGCAUGGGUCGAAGAAAGAAAGCGGAUAACUUCGCCUUUUAGACGUAGGGAAUAAUGCUGAUUGAAGACGAUGAGAUCUGGGAUUAAAUAUUUCGGCGAAUUGGCGGGGAUCGUGAGUCGUACUUGUAGUUACUGGCUGAUUGAUUGAUAAGAUUAACUAGGGAGUUCCGCGGCUCUGUCCAAACCUUAAUACCCAGCAGUAGUUCAUCACCUACAAAAGCCCACAACGAUUGACUAGACUAUCCCCGCUUAUUCUUUUUCAUCACGCGUGUCCAUGGAGACGUAAGAAAUAUAUAAAUACCACUCAGCUAUCCAGGCCAUGGAACCCCAAGAGGAGGUGCUGGAGGACUCUGUGGCCCCGAAAUACCGGCGCGCAAAGCCUCUCCCCUUCGAAUUGAGCCGACACUGCAACAUUUACUUCGAAGAAAAACUGUACCAUCAAGCUCUCCAUCUUCUCCUAAGCCUUCUCUCAUCAGGUACUAUCGCGUCAGGCCCUGCGUUCGUACCAACCACCCAGCAGCUUGCGGUUGCGGCAACUCUAGUCGUUCAUCCCUCCACCACAACUCUCGCAAAGUCGCGGGAAGCUGCGCACGCGUCUACUACUGCUUUGCAACUUUUGCGCCUUACCAAUAAGCUAGUGGGACCUUUGGCUGCACAAUUCGGGAGUGCAUUUGCUUUUACGCGUUAUGCUUCCUCGCGCCAUAGGGGGUCGCGUCGCAAAAACGAUGGGAGCGAGGGAGCCGGCGCUCCAGGUAUGGAUUCGUACCCGGGCCUUAUUAACAUGGAUAUUGCUCGUCGUGGGUCUAUCUGGUUUCAAUCUGAAGAUUUCUGGUCUGCUGUUGGAUGGGCCUUUAAUUGUGCCGUUCUUUAUCCCAAGCGCUGGUCUAGAUGGAGGGUCUGGCUGGAGUUUAUGUGUGACGUGUUGGAAGACGACUGGGCAGAGAGAGAAAAGUUGAUCGAUAGCUCGAAAAAUGGGGUAGGAGCACUAUCUUCUGAUGAUACUCUCCGCCAGAGCUUAAUUUUUAAGUAUAUCUCGGGUACGUCGGGAGUGUCCAGCCAGCAUCGAAGAAUCGUUCGAGCUAUUUUCGCGGACGGGAAUCAGGCGUCGCUGAACGAAUUUAAGAUGAUAUUCCGCAACGAACUAAAGGAACCAGAAAAGGACAAGGAUCAUCUGAAGCGGCGUGAAGCGGAUGUGAACGUUGACGAAGGUAUAUUUGGGGACUACCUUGCAAGAGACGAAGAUGACGUUGACGAAGAAAAUGACGCCGUUUACACGGGGGAUACCAGGCCAUCGCGUCCGAAACGAUCGAGAACUACAGCACCAACUCCAUUUUCGAGGUCGGCCGAGAAUCUCGAUAUGCAUCCGUCGUACAAGUCAUCAAGUAUCACACAUUCGGGCCAGGAAACACUGCUGGGUGACGUAUCGGCUAUUGGUCUUCGGCAGCGCCUUAUGCAGAUUUUGUCCCGAGUUUCAGAUGCUCUCCCGGAGGAUUAUAUGACAGUCGAAGACUUGUAUCAGCUCUUUGGGGAGUUUGUCCGUCCACUGUCCCUCCCCACAUUUCAGCUCCUGGUAUCAUGUCCGAUGUUGUCUAAUUUUGCCGAUAACGCGCGAACUACUUUGUGCAAGACGAUUCUUUCACUUUUACUUCACCAACACCCUAAUUCAGAACAGACGUACAUCAACCAAUCUACACUAGAGAAAUAUUAUCUGCCAUUUGCCGCUAACACGAACGAUGCCAUUGAAAAUGCGAAAGUAUCGAUACUUCUCGAGACCUUACUACUGCUAUUAGCCUCUAAUGACAUGUUACAAGUCCAGCCAUCCUUGAGAGCCGCAAUCCAAAAGGGAAUUAUUGCAAGAGCUGAUAAAGCGCAGAGUGACGCCAAAAAGAGCCAAGAUAAAAGGAAAUUAGACGAAAUUGGUUGGGCUUGGCUGAUUGAAAGCGGCGAACGAAUCACCUAUCUGGUGGACAAGCUAUUAUCGUCAGAGAUGGAAGGGCAGACCGAUACUGAAUAAACUACGUCAUUUUCAAUUCUAUCUAUGGCCAUAACCUUCAGGCUUGGGUCAAAUAUUUAAACUACAUAUCUUAAGUAGGCAAACUAUACCUCCGCCUCCUAACUCCAUGAACAAAGGUACAUUUUUCUCCUGGGUGGUUCAUCGCGGCUAUGGAAACUUUUUAUCCAAAUAUAUGCGUUCCUCGGGUGAGAUAUCCAGAAAGCAAGGAAGAGCUGAUAUCCCUUUUUCCAAACUAGAAAUAAGAUUCGAUUGAGCUUCUUCCAACUGAGCAAGGAAAAUUCCCCACAUUUCUUCCCUCGGCGCCGAUGGCUUCUCAGGCUUGACAGUUUCUAUUUUCCGGCUGCGAUGCGAGGCUCUGGCUUCCAUGAGAUCCACCAGAGUCGUCCAUUCCUCGUAUGUCAAUCGGGAACGUACUGCUUGGCUCGCCGGACUAUUUAGUUUAAUUCCGCGAGUGUCUGGAGCAUGCGUAACAUCAGCCGGCUUUGAGAUGUCGGGGAGUUGCAGCUUCCACUCGAUGAGUAAGGCCCUAUACAGGUUGUUCCUACCCCAAGAAACAAUCCAACUUUCUCGUCGUUGAUCUCCGGAGGUUUUCUUCCAGUGCUCCAGGGUGACCUUCUCUCUGGCCUUCAUCUCUUUCUGUACCUCCUCAAGCAAUUCAAGCAGGUCGAAUGCGUUACGUGUGGCGUUUUUAUAUAUCUUCAUCCGCAGAUCUUGCAGGGUAUUAGGGAAAUCUUGUCCAGUCGGAAGCCAUCUAAAGCCGGUUCCUGGCUUCAUUUCUCCGAACCUGGUGUGGUCGAAAUGCGCGCAGACCACCAGUGCGAUUUGGUUGAAGUAUCUAGGUUUAAGCGAUGCUAAUGGGACAUACGGGUCGCUACCAGCUAUGAUGCUCCAUUCCCACGACAGUUUCUCCUGAACUAUGGCUGCUAGAAUUGCUCGUUUGCGCUCAUCGAACAAUCGUUGGAAGCUUGUUGCGGAGAGAGGGAGGUAUCGCAGCAAAGUCCUAAUGCCUGAAAUGUCCGCGAAUGCGAGGAUAUGGAUUUUUAUGUCGGCUGGCAGCCUGCUGAGGCGACAAUUAGCUGCCACCUCAUCUUGGAGCUCCCUAUUCGUCAGCUGUGCUUCGCGCCUCCGAGACGCUCUUAGUUGUUCGAUAUUGCCAAACAUUGGCAUUUUUACGCGACUUUCGACAAUGACAAUACGUUCCCUUAGAGAUGAGCAAGCAGCAAACGGUUUCAACUGCGGGCGCCAGUCAGAGACCUUGUCGGUAAUUAAAUUUGUGCCUUAAUAACCGAAUAUAAUGUCAGGGAUCGCGGAGAGAUCUUGUGUUGUUACCACUGAGAUCGUUAGUUGUUGGACGGAAAAAUCCUGAGAAACAAUCCCUUCUGGAAUGCAGGAAGAACAUACCAGGUAUACGGUGGAAAGUAAAGGAUAUUGCAAGUCUUAAUAUACGUUGAUAUAAAAGUACCUGGCGAUGUAUUUCAAAUUGAGGACUUCCACUCGCAUAUAAAUAAUACUCGCAUAUACAUAGUACAUUAUUCAAAGGGAGACUACAGUGCUUAUCGAUGUAUUUGAGCCGUCCUACUUGUUUCUCUUCUUCCCAGCCAGGACAGUACAAUGCCAGGCCCCAUUGGUUAAAACAAAGAAAAAGUCCCCGGUGCGAAUGUUCUUUACUUACCUUCCAACGCCUAGUUGGUUGAAGCAAGAAUGAGUUGGCCAACAUAAUAAGCACUCUCUUAUACAAGAGGACCCGUCAGUUCGACAAAGGGACCUGUCUUUUACUCCAAUUGGUGUGAACUGCGAUCAAGCUUGGGGGCCGGGAUACGGUCAAUGAAGCAUCUACUUCAUAUUUCGCGAAGAAAGAGUUUUUAAAGCUGGGAGUUCCCUCCAAGAACACCUUGGAUAACUGAUAGGAACGUCAAAAAGCCGAACAUCCUUGGUGAUUAACAUGAAGAGCUGACCAGAUCCCACUAACUGAACUAUUCUUUCUGUUAAGAUUUGGUCUGGAAUAUUUAGAUAAUUAACCAAUUUCCGAAGAUUACUCCUCCGCUCUUCAGUUGAGUUUCAUGCUUGGCUAGCAAGGUUCAGGUUAAAGAAACCAUGCAGCCUUCAUAAAUCUGUCAACAAGAAAAACGGUAGUAAUCGAAGCGAUCCUUUUUGUUUACAAAGAAAGGUCAUGAAUAAAUUGAUGAACUCGAAAGAAUUUUCCUUGUCUGAAUUUCUUGAAAUCCUUAACCAAAAGCUGCUCCCGGAUGACUUGGCCAUCCUUUUGCGACCAUGCGGAUCAGGUCCAUUGACCGAAUUCACGAAAUAUACGGCGAGGGGCUUUUUUCCCCCGCCGCCUCUUCGUCCACAACUUGAGAAAACAGUUUGACUGUUCAUCCGAAAGUCGUCUUUGAAACAUCGAUUCAUUCAAUAUGCGAUGACUCUGGCAUGAUGCUGACAGAACACCCAUCGCAUCGAAUAUGCAGUAACGAUUUGAAGGAAACGAGGUCAAGAGGCAUUCCCACUGCAUCCGCGAAUGAAAGUACGCGGACAGAAAGAAAACGUGCUAGUCACAAGACAAGAGGACGAGCAAUACAGAUAAGAGCAGCUUCUUCUAUGUCUACAAGUGCAGCAAUGAAGGCAACGAUAGAUUUUGCGCAUGCUCCAUGAGCCCGGUGAAAUCCGGUAACUAUUCUAGCCACAAGCUCAGCGCUCAGCCUUAGCGACGGGACAACGACCUUCAAAGCUUAGAGGAUGAGCUAGAGAUCGCUUUUGAUGCAAUUUAGCCGCUUGAAUCAAAUCGGAGACCGCUAUUACCCAUCGAGAUGUUGCGCCUGGGCAUAGUAAAUACAUUUUUUCCGGAACAAUUUACCAUGUCCUGAGGCAAACUCUGGCUAAAAUCUUAAAUCAGGUAUCGACAUAGACGUUCGAACCGCCGGACUGCAGCCAGAGAGAAUCCAUCUAGAAAACCCCAAGGCAACAGCCAAGGGAAUCAUCAUUCGAGCCCCUCACCCAGCGAUCGGCGGCUUUGCGAUUUUGAUAAGGAAUCUCAAUACAAUACGAUAUCAACACGGGAUCUCCGCAGAUCCUGCAACUGACAGGUCAAGAUCUGCAUCUGAUGCCACCAUUACCGUGCACUUACCCUCCUGCGACCAAGGCCGGGCCAUAUGAACGGCGGCUAACGCAUGCUACUUAGCCUUAUUCCAGCUAGUGCAGGUCCAGAGGAUAAUCGAAAGAUGUGGUUGGUAAGAUAGAUCUAUUGAUAAAUCCAAUACGAUACAUACCCAACAUGCAGUCUGGUUUGCUCCUAGCCCAUCAAACGUCACUUCCCAGCGCAUGUCAUUCGCAUUCGAAUCCCAUAAAGCGAUUAACUACUCUCCCUACAGGCGAAAAUUAACCCUUCGAAAAACCACGGUGCAAAAGGUAUUGCUUUCGGGCCCCAAGGGCACAUACACGAACAGAAUUCCCAAUUCUGGAGCCAACUCGAGCGCGUGCCAUCAGUGGCGCGUUCUGUUGGUAAUCGUAAAUGCGACGUUACCGGCAACAUGACUUCCAUAGGCUUUAUAAUGUUCAUUCUUCAUUCGGAUCUAACGGAUCUAUGGCAGCCAUUGCAAAGCGGAGAAUCAUCACAUACGAGGCUAUCUCGAGUUCUUACCGCCAUGGGGACAGGGAUUUAUUUAUACUCCUUCACGCCACCACACCCGAUCACGUCCCGAUUUUCACUGCCCGCUUGCAAGGCUUCUUAUUAUUAUUCGUCAACAUUGGCUUGAACCCCGCCGCAGCGUUAUCUAAUCCGAUGUAACAGCGGAUUGGCCGUUGGCGUUGGGUGGGGUGUGGACAAAGUCUCCGAUGUGACUGUGACUUAUGCAUUUAAUAUUGCCCAAUACAGAGUAUGUAUGUAUGGCGUCGAUCCAGUUGAGGAAUUUGGUUAUUUCUCGUCAGGAAUACUCCGUAGUGCUUGGAUGUUUUACUCUGUAAUAAAAUUGGGACUUCUGCCUGAGCAAUUAAUAAUAUUGGUUGGGUACGGUACCAACAUCGCAAGCAUAGUUGACAUCUUAACCUGGGGGGUGCAUUCAAAGUUUAAUUAUAUACGAGCUUCUAUCGAUCUAUGUACAUACAUGUACUAGUAAUUGCAAGAAGUUGAUCAUAACGGAUACAAUACGAUGCGCGACACGACAGGCAAUGCGAUCAAUGGCAAAGAUUACCAAUCCUCAGAAUAAUCCUAACGACUGGCUACUCGCUAGUUUAGCGUCGGCGACGCCUCGGAUUUUGUGCUAGCCCAAGCUUCAUACUGUGAGCUGUUAAGGAAGUCGAUAUAUCCAACUGGGGAUUUUGGCGUAUAAAGCGUUCUUCGGUUGUACGGCGUGAAAGGUAUGUGAUUGAAAGCACGGAAGGGCAGGUCUGGGUUCGAUGUAUAAAAUCGGCCGAAUGCGAUGGCGAUGCGUUGACCCUUGAGAUUUUCAAUUCUUCGAUUAGCAGUCUCGGGGCGGAACCCUCCAGCGAGGAUUACUGGCCCGGAAUUCGCGUAUGCGUCGACGACAAAAUCCGUGCUCUGAUAAGCUCCUUCACACGAUUCCGGACCGCUGACCCGGCUCUCCACCACGUGCAAAUACGCCAAUUUGAUCUUUGCUAGGUUUUGAACAAGUUUUCUCACAUCCAAUGGCUUCUGAAACUGCCUUAGCCACUUCGAUGCCGAAUCUUGAUCGAUUCUCGAUGCUUCCACCCCAACGGUCAUUGCGGUUGUUACAUGUAUCCUGCAAGAACUGAUCGCAAAGGUAUCCAUUGGCUCCGUGAAUCUCCACUCCGUCAAAGCCAGCUUCCAUGGCAUUCUUUGCCGCUUGAACAUAGUCUCCGAUGAACUCUUGGAUUCCGUUUUCAUCUAGUGGCGUAGGAACAGCGCUUUCCUUAGAAAUGGGGAUGUCACUGCUAGAGACCACUGGAUGGCCAUCUUCAGUCAAGACUCGCGAGUCUGCCGCCCUUCCCAAAGCCCACAAUUGACAGAAGAUAAAACUGCUUUUGGCAUGGACUACAUCGGUGAUCUCUUUCCAUGCUCUAAUUUGCUCAUCGUUAUAUAUCCCAGGCACAUUGUCGAAACCUCCCGCGCGGGGCGAAAUAAAAGUGCCUUCCGUGAUUAGCAACGUUCCUGGAACCGAAGCGCGGUCUGCGUAAUACUCCUUAACGAAUGAAAGAGGGACAUGAUUGUCAUCCGCGCGAAAUCUAGUUAAUGGCGCCAGAACGAUACGAUGUUGCAAAGUAAUAUUGCCGAUCUGGAGUGGACUUUGUAUAUUCUCCAUAUUUUGGAUUGACCGAGAGCGAAAGAAUGUCAGGAGCCUGUUUCGCCGAUUUUACCGCUGAUGCAUAUAUGUUCUGCGUAGAAGAGUAGAGAAGUGGUUCAGAUUUCACCCACCAGGGUAGAGUAAUGAUCAACGUCGAAACUUUGAACAACGUUACGUGAAAUCUGGCACUCGUGGCAAACAAAUAGAGCAUGGGGUGCGCUUUCACCGCUUGCACCGGAAGGAUUAAUCCUUGGGGUGGGGCCACCCAUCUUGAUUUCAAAGCAGAUUUAUCCUCUAACAAAUAAGCUGCCGUCCUCUUCAAUUUUCCAAUGCUGAGCAGCAGGCAUAUAAUCCUUUUUGCGGAUGUGAAGGGGAAGGGAGCUUUAAAUAGGAAUCCAUAGGGCUUUCAAGGGUAGUUAAGAGUAUAUAACCACGUGGAAUUUACUCUAGAAAAAUCGUGGCCCCU
Messenger RNA from Blastomyces dermatitidis ER-3, 7797 nucleotides. RefSeq lists its product as uncharacterized. Lineage: Eukaryota; Fungi; Ascomycota; Eurotiomycetes; Onygenales; Ajellomycetaceae. Bases 382 to 2076 code for a protein of 564 amino acids. The transcript is spliced from 4 exons. The record is from RefSeq and is a predicted model, not a curated record.